Vespa velutina is the source of this 3297-nucleotide messenger RNA. It is a transcript of the gene dx, whose product is annotated as protein deltex. The record is from RefSeq and is a predicted model, not a curated record. The coding region runs from base 315 to 1874 and encodes 519 amino acids. Lineage: Eukaryota; Metazoa; Arthropoda; Insecta; Hymenoptera; Vespidae. Gene Ontology annotation, cellular component: nucleoplasm. Gene Ontology annotation, molecular function: ubiquitin protein ligase activity; zinc ion binding. The transcript has 6 exons. Gene Ontology annotation, biological process: Notch signaling pathway; protein ubiquitination.
CGUUUUGUGGUUUUAUGUUCGAUUGGUUUGCAAACGGGAUGAACGUCUAAUUUUUUUUCUUUUUAACAUUUUUUUUUUUAACGUCGACAUUAAGAAGUCGUAAAAUGUUUCUGAGACGUUUAUCAGAUUAAAAUAUUUGUGGUGAUUUUCUUUUUUUUUUUUUUUACAAUAAAUUUUUAUCUUUUAAAGAAAAUAUCCCAUAAGUAUUGCGAGUAAUAUCGUCGUAAAGUGGUCGUGGGAAACUUGAAAAUGUUCCCACAUUACUAUUGCAAUAGUGUGCGUAACGUGUGCGUGUGAAAUUCCUAAAUGUAAAGAUGAACGGUCACGGGCAAGAACACGGUCAUGCAGUAGUAGUUUGGGAAUGGGAAAAUCGUCAUGGACGAUGGAGACCAUAUAGCCCAGCAGUGUCUCAACACCUUGAAAGAGCUCAUUGUAAAAAACUUACAAGGGUCUUCCUAAACGAUGCCGAUCCUAAUUUGGAAAGGUAUUAUAUCAAUUUGAAGACCAAGAUGCAAUGCAGUGAUGAUGGAGAUGAGACGCAUAAUGUAAGAAGAAAAUUUUAUCAUCCUGUAUCGCCAGCAGGGAAAGGUGCAAAAUGGGAAUGGGCUGGGGAUACUGAUGAUUGGCAUACUUAUGAUAUGGAAGUACAAUGUCUUAUCGAAGAAGCCUGGGCACGUGGUGACAAGACUAUUGAUGUUUCUAAGACUUAUUUAGGUUUUCCAUAUAUCAUCAAUUUUUGUAAUCUUACUCAAGUUCGUUGUUGUACCGGUUAUGUAAGACCUAUUCGUCGUGUUCAACAAGCUCCUUAUCCAUUGGUUAAAGUUGCCCUAGAAGAAUUACAAAUUGCUACUGGAAAAAAAGGUGCUUCUGUGACUGUUAAAAGUUCAAGUAAAAUGAUCCAUAAGAAAACAUCUAAUAGUAGCAGCAAAAAGAACAAUAAGAAAAGCAAAAGUGGAGAUACAGGCCCUUCGAAUAUUGCAAGAGUUAUAUUAAAUAAUUUUAACAUAUUUAGUAACAAGCAUAACAUUGACAAUAAUGAUUCCAUUACAACUGUUGAAACUCCUGAUAAAACAAAAACAUGGGACAGCGUUUUGGACGUAGAUUCCAGUAGUACAAAGAGCGGUCGUAGACCUAGCGUUGAUACUGUAUCAACAUAUUUGAGCCAUGAAAAUCCUGUGGAUUUGUUAGACAGCAGUAUGGGAAGCGAUGAUGCAUUCAAAGAAUCUAAUUUUGGUGUAGAUACAACAACGGAUGUAAUAUCUCAGUAUGUAAAAGUAGUUGAAAGUGAUGAUUCUGAUUCAUGUCCUGUAUGUUUAGGCAGUCCUGAACCUCUGACAGUAGAAUUAACUCGUUGCAAGCAUAGAUUACAUUUAGCAUGUUUAAAUGCAAUGCUCAGUUGUCAACAACCACCUAUGUACAUACAAUGUCCAGUGUGUAGAUUAAUAUAUGGAGAAAAAAGGGGUAAUCAACCACCAGGUACUAUGAACUGGACAAGGAUACCAAGAUCUUUACCUGGUUUCCCAAAAACUAAUACAAUACAAAUAACGUACGACAUUCCAUCUGGAGUUCAAGGAUCAGAACAUCCAAAUCCUGGCCAAGCAUAUUAUGCCGUUGGUUUUCCAAGAGUUUGUUAUUUACCAGAUAAUAAUUUAGGUCGUAGAGUAUUAAGACUGUUACAAAUUGCAUUUGAACGAAGACUGAUAUUCACAAUUGGACGAUCUAUUACUACCGGGCGUGAAGAUGUAAUAACAUGGAAUGAGAUUCAUCAUAAGACUGAAUUAGGUCCAUCUACGUCUGGUCAUGGUUAUCCUGACACAAGUUACCUCGAAAGAACUCUAGCAGAGUUGGCAGCUCAAGGUGUAACAGAUGGAUAAUAUAUAUAUUAAAGUUACAUUAUAGAACGUGUAUUCAAAUACUACGAGCAGAUCUGAAUGAAAUUAUGUUACAUGAAAAAUAUUUUUAUACAAAGUUUUGGAGCCAAAAUUUACAAAAAAAAAAAAUUGCGGUUUCUAAUAUAUAAACAUUAUUAUAAUAAUUUUAAAUUAUUCCGAGCCAAGCAAGGAAAUGUUAAAUUUUAUUUCUCGUCAAGUGAAAUUAUUUAAGAUAUAUAAUUAUAUAUUUAUAAAAUAUUAUUUUAUAUAUUUCUUUUUAUUUUUUGUUUAUAUAAUUGGCAAAUAUUUUAUAAGCAGGAGGAAAGAUCUGGUCGAAAAAAGUCUAACUUUAUAUAAUAUUGUUGAAUAUAAUUUUAUUUAUAGGUUUUUCAUUGUAACACAUGUAUAUUGCUUGGAAUUAUUAAUGUUAUUUGAAGUUUAUAUGUACCUUCAAAAAAAAAAAAAAAGAUAAAGAAAUAUAUAUAUAUAUAUAUACACACACAUAUAUAUAUAUACAUAUAUAUAUAAACAUAUACAUUUACAUGAAUUUUAUAGGUUUGUAAGUAUUUAAUUUUUUAUUCUAUUGUGUGGGAAAUUUUUGUAUUCCUUUUAGAUAGAUGGCGCGACUUUCAAGAUAAUUAAAAUGGCUGAAAAUUGAUUUUUCUCUGCAACGUGAAUUCUUAGAAAAUAUUUUAUUUAUUACGUGCAAAAAUAUUUUGGAGAGUUCAUUUAUAUAAUAGCGAGAAAAAAAAGAAGUAAAUAUUCUCCAAGAAAUUUCUAAAGUGGUUUAAUUUUUUAUUCAACGUAUAUACACAGAAAUGCAGAACGCAUAAUCGUAUCGUUUCGCAUCGUUACAAUUGAAGUAGUUCCGAUGUUCUUUUUAGAACAAAAAUUCGCGCCCAAAUGAGUGCUAAGGGGCAGCAUAAGUGUGUUCUCUGUGAUUCAAAAUUAGAUUCCAAAGAAGGAUUACAGGAACAUUUUAGGUAUUCAUGUCAAAUUUUAUAUUUCUCAUUAUAAACAAAAUCAACGAAUCUUGACUGUCCAUGAAAUUAUAGAACAAAUUUAUUUGCAUUAUUUUUAUAAACAAUUUAAGAAAGAAAUUAUUGCUCAUAUGUCUGUUAUAAGAAAUAUUUUAUAUUAUUUCUUCUUAUUUUUAUCACUACAAUAAACUAUGUUACCGAUUGAGUAUUACUCUCAUUGUGUUUUUCAAUCAUAGUUUUGUUUUGAUUUGAGGUUAUCAUAUACAUGACAUAUUUACAUCAUUAUUUAUAUAUUUUUAAGAUUAAAGGACAAUUUUGAAAAAAAAAAAAAGGAAAAGUAUAAUAUGAGCUGAAGUUUUAUCAGAUAUGAAUGGUGUAUGUGGUUUAUAAAAAAAAAAAAAAAAAAAAAAAAAAAUAAAAUAAAAUAAAAAAUUAGAAAUGAUAUU